CCAUACACUUAAUGCCGAACACUUCCCGAUUCAAUAGAUGGUACAAAUCAAGCAGUGUCAGCCGCAGGGGAUAAGGGAUUCGUUUCACCAGACACAAGUUGCUAAGAUGACAUUUAUUACAAAGCGAUAGAGUAGUUUGAAAGCAGUAUCUAGCAUGCUCAUAAUCGUAUAAGAUAUAUCUUCAAAGGAAGGCAAGAAUGCUUUUAAGCUCAGUAGUAGCUAACCAGGGAUUUUUUAAGCUAGUAUUUAAAGGUUCCACGCAGAAGAAUAGUAACACCAAAAGCUAAAGUAGCCGUCGCAAAGGCCCGCUCGGCGGCGCCCCGGCCAGACUCCAAGGGCAUCUUCCGCAACUUCUGCUCCGUCGACCUGCUCUUCCUCAUCGAUACCACGUACUCGAUGCAACCCUACCUCGACGCCGCCAAAGAACAAGUCAAGACCAUAAUCGAGGCUAUUGAGAGGCGCUUCCUCAACGACGUGCAGGUGCGUGUCGCCGUGGUCAGCUACAAGGACCAUGGCGCCUCCCCUCAUAUUGAGUUUCUUGACUUCACCACGUCCAUGAGCGAGGUGCGCAGCUUCUUAGGAAAGCUCCGUGUUGGCAACGGCGAUGAUUAUGCCGAAGACGUUCUGGGUGGGCUCCAUCAGGCUACCAAGGCAUCCCGGCGUCACCAGUCGCGCUGCAUUUUUCACAUUGCGGAUGCCCCAGGCCAUGGUCAUGUACUGCAUGAUCUAGGGGAGGCUAGUGAUUCGUACUAUACCCCUGGGGAAGAGCCUCACGGCCUGCUAUACGCUCCCAUAAUCCAGAAGCUGGUCAGUCUCGGCAUUGAUUAUACCUUUUUCCACAUCACAUCCCACACCGACCGCAUGCUCUUGGCCUUCUCUUGCAUCUACGAUUCUGCUGGCGCGGACAGCACAUUGCUACCUACAAACAAAUACCACGCCCAGGCGAUUACACUCGGUACUAGUAGUGCUUCCAGAGCCAGUCACAUGGACAGCCCCAGACUGCUUUUCCAGGAGUUGCAUCUAGGCACCGACACGGCUAGUCUAAUGCCCUUGGUGUUGAAGAGUGUCACCGCGUCCGUGUGCCGUACUUCAACUCGGCUCACCUUAUCUCGUAGCUCUGCCAGGCGCUCGUCUCCCCUCAAGUCAGGCUCGGAAGAGUUUGACACUGAGCCGCCCCAAUGGCAUUCGUCAGGCUACUUCGACAGAAAGGCGGCCCUUGAAGGCUUCUGCCCGGAGGUCGUCGUGUAUAGCAACAGCACCCUCAUGGACAUGAUGCAUUCCUACGAGCAUAUCAAGCUGAGUUUUAUACAGCAUACCGUUCGCUCGCGUUCUACGCCUUUUGCUAAAGGCGCUUCACGCCUGGCACACCAUGCUCAGGUAGAGGCCUCGGGUGGCCGCUUUGUCGUCAAAUCGUUUGCUGCUGGCGGUCACGACAAGUGCAGAGAGCACCAGAUUGAGGAAAUGCGUGCUCAAGCCUUAUGCAAGGCUUUUGCCCUCGAGUUUAACGGUCUUGUGAGACAAGACCAAUGGAUAGAUUUCAUUGUGACGGCCUGCUUACAGCCCACAGCAGACGCUGCUGCUGGACGUGAAGAUGGUUGUCUUUCACUUGAGCGUCGCCUUGAAGGCCAAUUCGCAAAGUACAACAAUAACACUACUUAUGUGAACGAGGAGCUGCUUGACAGUGAUCCAGUCUGCAAAGUGGCCCAAGCCUUCUCCCACUUCACCUUCGAACGCUCCUGGGGAGACAUGAUAGUGGUUGACUUGCAGGGCGUAGGCAACAUCCUAACGGAUCCAGUCAUUCACACCAAAGAUCCUGAACGGUUCAAGCUCAACGAGAUGAACAUGUCUACAGAGGGGUUCAAAUUCUUCUUCGCCGCACACGACUGCAACGACGUAUGCCAUCAGCUCGAGCUCGUCAGUAAUCGCGAAAUGGCCCUCUCAGGCAACUGGCGCUUUCGAGAACGUUGGCCCGCUUUGGACCCGACCCUGUGUUGCUCCAACAAGCUCUGCCAAAGCAUCAUUCGUCUCGCUGAUGCUUAUUCAUCCCCAGAGUUCUCGGGCUAUUAUUGGUGCAACGAGUGCUGGCCUGAAAUCGAGUCGUCUACCGUCCAAUGCAUCUGUAUCGCUCCUGGUGAUACUCACGAGUUCCCUGUGUCGCGCUUCUUCUAUGCGUCCCAGGGCAAGGUGCCGCCGCAGAAAUGCCCAGAGCACAAUGAAAAGGAUAAAACCGCACUCGACGCCGCCAGUGUAGGUGGCGGUAUCUGGAGUCACAUGAAGAAUGAGUCUAGAAGAAGUCUUGUUCUUGGCAGCGCUCAUUGA
Periconia digitata is the source of this 2319-nucleotide messenger RNA. Lineage: Eukaryota; Fungi; Ascomycota; Dothideomycetes; Pleosporales; Periconiaceae. The record is from the annotation of a GenBank genome assembly.